This is a messenger RNA of Amphibalanus amphitrite, 1212 nucleotides long. RefSeq names its product NADH dehydrogenase [ubiquinone] 1 subunit C2-like. Gene Ontology annotation, biological process: mitochondrial electron transport, NADH to ubiquinone. The record is from RefSeq and is a predicted model, not a curated record. Gene Ontology annotation, cellular component: mitochondrial inner membrane. Lineage: Eukaryota; Metazoa; Arthropoda; Thecostraca; Balanomorpha; Balanidae. The coding region runs from base 16 to 855 and encodes 279 amino acids. The transcript is spliced from 5 exons.
GCAGUUAUACCUGUCAUGUCGGGUGCCAAAAAUUUUGGCAUACGCUCCUCUCCUGAUCCGAUAGCGAUCCGCCGGUCGCCGCCACCUCCACCGGUCCCGCCCCCGGAGCCGGGCGCGGCCGGCUCGUGCUGCUGCCGGUGCCGAUGUCGGUGCUCGUCACCGGCCCAGGUGGCGCCACCGUCGAUACCGGCGCAGCUGUUGACGCCGUUUCCUGAGCCUCCCGUGCUCCGCCGACCGCUACCCUCCGCCGGCGCCGGAACCGUGGGAACUCCUCUGGCUCGGCCGGCCGACUCGCCUGUCCCGAUCCCGACGUCGGCCACUGGUCCGGACCCUUCUAGUGCCGCUGGUCGAGCCCUGUGCUACACUGCCGCACCUGGUAAUCCUGGAGUCACCACUGACAGCGGCACCCAUCGGCGAACACCUUCAGAUCCUGGUCCCACGCCGGCCUCCAUGGCUCAGCGGGUCACCUGCUGUCACGCAGCAGCUGCAGUCAUGUUCCAGGGAGGCGAGGAGGACGACCACCCGUACGUGCGCGUGCUGGAGACGCCGGCGCCCGAGCGGCCCCUGCUGGCGCGCUACCUACAGCCCAUCAGCUGGGGUGGCAUCGGCUUCGCCUCCGCCUUCGUCUUCAACCUGUUCGCUAGGAAGCCGCCUCUCGCUGGUAUCCAGCGGCACAUAGCGCUGGGAGGCAUCGGCUGGGUGGCCGGCCUCUACAUCAACAAGUGGAUCGAGAGCAACUCUGCCGAGCGGGACGCCGUGCUCAAGCACUACAUCCAGCUGCAUCCGGAGGACUUCCCCGUGCCCGAGAGGAAAAAGUACAGCGAAAUUCUACAACCGUGGAGCCCCCUGCGAUGAGUUGUCUGUCCUCUGUCUAUCGUCGUCGGUCAAGCCGCGGUGUGGUGGCUGGGGCAGCCGCUCCCCGGGCAGCGAUGGGUGGCUGCCGCAGCCGCCGGGCGCGCCGCCGCGUCUACCGGCGGUGGCCGCCCGCUGUGGCCAUUAGUAGAGGUGUGCUAUUGGGACAGGGACGUGACUGGCAUGUUUGCGGGUGACGGGUCACAUCCGUGCCCGGUGGAGAGGCGCGCCGGCCGUGGGCGCGCCGGCAGCCCGCCCGGCCGCCGCCCGGGCCGGGCGUAGUCAUGUGCAGGUAUAAAGUGAUGUGAUGCUGCGUUCUGCAGUGUGUGUGUAAAUAUAUAAUAAACAUUGUAAGAUAUG